Necator americanus (New World hookworm) is the source of this 1071-nucleotide messenger RNA. RefSeq lists its product as uncharacterized. The transcript has a single exon. The record is from RefSeq and is a predicted model, not a curated record. Lineage: Eukaryota; Metazoa; Nematoda; Chromadorea; Rhabditida; Ancylostomatidae. The coding region runs from base 1 to 1071 and encodes 356 amino acids.
AUGAACACCCACGACCAAUCCUAUGAAGAGCUACUUAGAAGGCGCAAGGAGGAGGAGCAAAGACUGAUUGAGCAACUUCGAUACAAACGAGCCUGCGUUAGCUUGGCCCCAACCCUUCCAACGGAACAUGAAGUCCAAAGAAAAAUCAAACAAUUCGUUCGGUUAAUUCUUCACAUUAUGAGAUCCAAUAAUUUAUCAAAUGAAUGCGCAGAGCUAUUUGGACAACGUUCAACUCUUUUCGCGAAGAGGGAAGCUACCUUGUACAAGUACAAGGUACAGAACCUACAAAUGAGGGCGCAAUGUAUUAGAGAGGAAAUAAUAAGCGUGGUGCAAGGAAUAGCCAUGAGCUACGAGGCAUACGGAUUCUUAAUACUAGCAAAAUCCGUCCCUGAGAGUUCAGGUACUGAUUUUUACGAUCAGGAAGUGGACGGUAUUUCACUCGAACCGGCUUUCGUUAAUGAACUCACCACGAAAGAGCUCGAAUUCUUGGAUGAGCUUCAGAAAAGCAUCAAAACGGAAAUGCAUGAGGCGAUAAAACAGACUGAAAAUGAAGACCACCAGAACAUCCACGUGGAAACGUUGAAAGCCUUCACUGAGUCUCACCGACUUAUGGAAGAAUUUGGCAACAUCAUUAGACAGGAAUUUACACGCUUUGGAGAAAAAUUAACAGCGCUCGAAGCCCUCCUAGAAGACACGGAGACCAGACAUCGAAACAUGAUGUCGACAGCUCAAAAAUGCGAGCAAACUCCAAUGCCUGAUGAUUCCACAGCAGUGAGAAUCGACGAGCAAACGAAACCCCCUGAAGGUGAUGUCGAAGAGGACUUAUUGGACCUAGAUGGCGAAGAGGUGCAAAGUCAACCGGAUGUGCAAAUCCACCAAAGAGACGAACCCUCGGAGCACCUGAAGGAUGAAGAGACAUGGAAAAACGCUGAAAGAAAAGAUAAUGAUAAAAUGCAAAGGUUAAGGUCGAGAUCGCCUCACCGCAAUGUUCACAGACGAAAGAAAUGGAUACGAAACCGCAUGGCAGAGCUCCUUCACCAAAUUAAGAAAUCAUCACGAAUGCCAAACUGA